Clonostachys byssicola is the source of this 447-nucleotide messenger RNA. NCBI's taxonomy places the organism in Eukaryota, Fungi, Ascomycota, Sordariomycetes, Hypocreales, Bionectriaceae. The record is from the annotation of a GenBank genome assembly.
GUGAAGAGCGAAGCCUGGUGUAAGGGAAUCCAGCCCAAAUGGCAAGGCACCUGGAACUUACAUAACCCUUGGAGAUUCAUGAAACGGACUUCCUCCUCUUCACCUCGUCUCUGUCUGGAUCUUAUGGAAAUGACACUGAAAGCAACUACUGCGCGGCCAGCCAGUUUCUUGAUGCUGGGUAAAAAAAAACAGGGAAAACCAUCAGUGGCAAUGGAUCUGGGAGUCAUCUCUGACGUGGGCUACGUGCCUGAGAACAAUGAUGUGAUGAACCGGUUGCUCCACAGGGGGUCAUGGCACUUCGGUGAAGAUGAGAUGCUUCAAAUGAUUGAUCUCUGCCUGGUCAAUGAUUUGCACUGGCAUCCACAGAAAUCGGAGCUCCUGACAGGGAUGAAAACCACGCGGCUCCGGCAAUUGUACAUACGGGCAAGGGUUCGAAGUGGAGUUUGA